Mucor velutinosus is the source of this 1896-nucleotide messenger RNA. RefSeq lists its product as uncharacterized. Gene Ontology annotation, biological process: mRNA export from nucleus; regulation of DNA-templated transcription elongation. The coding region runs from base 1 to 1896 and encodes 631 amino acids. The transcript has 5 exons. NCBI's taxonomy places the organism in Eukaryota, Fungi, Mucoromycota, Mucoromycetes, Mucorales, Mucoraceae. The record is from RefSeq and is a predicted model, not a curated record. Gene Ontology annotation, cellular component: THO complex part of transcription export complex.
AUGUCAAAGUUCUUAAUCUACCGAGACGAGAUCGACAAGGCAAUCCAAAGCUGUUUGGCAGCCACCACAGAGUACAGAAACCAACAUCAAGUAUCCGAAGUGCCGUUCCCUGUUAUCCAAGAUUUAGUUCAAAAUCACAUCCAGCCUUUAGGUGGCAGCGAAAACAAGCUCAACAUCAAAAUGCCAGAGGAAAGCAAAACCGACUGGAGAAAGAAUGCAACCGAAGUCAUGUUUCGUCGAACGCUGUUGCAGAUGAUUGAUUUGGAGCAGAGUGAGGAGAGGUUCAACAAGAUAUUCGACUGCCUUGACAUUGUAUUAUAUUGCACAGAAACCAACGUCGAUUUGCUAGACGUGGUGGUGCCAUUGACCUUUCUGGAAGAGCUAUCAGAGGCUCAUACCACCAGUGGUUGUGAGAAGAUAUUCAAUUACAUCGAAAAGCGCAAAUCAAGAAUCACAGUGGAUAUGGUUCCCGGCAAAGGAAAGGGUCUCAUUCUCUUGAGAAUGUGCAAUGAUUUGCUGCGACGAUUAUCAAAAGAAACCAACACUGUAUUCUGUGGUCGCAUCCUCAUGUUUCUUGCCAAUUCAUUCCCUCUUGGCGAAAGAUCAGGUGUCAACUUACGAGGUGAUUUCAACACAGAUAUGAUCCACUUUGAUUCAGAUGAACAAGUAGACGCAGAUCCCAACAUGACAGAUGAGCAAAAGUCAUUUUACAAGCUGUUCUGGUCCACUCGUGUCUUUUUCUCCAAUCCACCCACCAUUUUUGCUGAUGAUAAUUUUAAAAAGCUGCAACAAGGCACAGACAAGAUUGUUGAGAAAUUCGAGGUCAUUGGCGAAAAGGAAGCAGAGAUAUUAGGCGCACGCAAGAAUGAAGGUCUGAAGCGGUCAAGAGAGGAUUACGAAAAUGGAGGCGCAUUAGGCAUGGAGGAAGACCCUGCCAUUGCAGAGGAAAUGCUGGCAUUAAUCAAUCGUGAUUACAGAUUCCCCAGAUUACUGAGCAGCAGACGAUUGUUGGACUUGGAGAUGGAAGACGCUCGAUUUAGAAGAAAUGUCAUUGUGCAGUACUUGAUUUUGUUCCAGUACCUGUCUGGAUUUUCAGCUGAAGAAAAGGAGAAGACCAAAGAAGCAUUAACAGCGCGUGGAGCCACCAAGCAAUCACUAAUUCAGCCUUCGUAUACACUCUCUGACGACCAAAUCAAAUGGAUCGAAGACACAAAACAGGUCUUAUUGAAGCUUCUAAGAGCUAUCAAACCUCAUGGAAAACUAUAUACCGACAUCAUAUUGACCAUCUUGGAACACGAGCGUCACUGGAUCAUUUGGAAGGCAUCUGGAUGUCCUGCUUUUGAGAAACAGCCUCGAGAUAACAAGCUGCUUGAACAAUCACGCUUGACCAAGAAACCGCGAUUGGAAGCACCACCUAGAAAAUACCGUUUCUCUCAUGGAAACUUUGAAGUGUCGAAACUGUUUGGCAAUAGUACAAAUACCUCGCUCUCUAGCUUCAUGCUAAAUCGACCCAAAAUCCCCUCUGGUAUCGAGAUCAUUGAUAGCUCACUCAUGGAAUUAGACGACUCGCUUGAUCCUCCUCAAGACAGAUUCAAUUUCGCAAAUGGCGUUCUAUUGCAAGCCUCAAGAAUUGUGUACGAAAACCACCCAUCACUGAUUCGAUUAUUUUAUGCUGCCAAAAAGGACAGCUACAAGGAAAUGCAUGAACGACUCAACGAAACCAAGGAAGCCGGAGAAGAAGAGGACGAAUCAACAAACAAACCAUCUAUGCCAGACUUUAUUGUGGGCGAAAAGAUUACAGAAGACCAUGUACAAGCGGAAAUCUCAACAUUAAACAAGGCACGAGAAAUACUAACAGAAGAAAUAACCAGCAAAGACGAAGAAAUGAAGGAAUAA